AAUACCAGCGGCAUCAUUCUUUCCCUUUCUCAUUUUUCUCUCUACUCUCCACUCUCCUCCUUCCUCCUUCCUCAUUUCCCUUUUCUUUGCCUUUUUUUUUGUUCUUUUUUCUUGAGACGAUUGUUGUCCACUGGUUCGAUUUUCUCUUCAGAGUCCGGUUCUAUGGCUGCCACUGCCGCCGCAACAGCUAGUACUGAACGGGCUGAUGCUGCUGCUAAAAACCCGCCUUCAACGACCCUCUUUAAUUAAUUGUGUUUUUGUUUGAGCUCUGCGUGGAGAACAUCGGAGUCGUCAAUGGAGUGCGCCUGCAAGGGGCGGGGAACUCGGUGCAUAGGUCCGGCAAGGAGAUGCUGUGCUCGCUGCGGAGCCGUUGCUUAUUGCUCUGUAUCUCAUCAGAUUUCUCAUUGGAAGGAUCACAAAGAAGAGUGCGAAAGGUUAGAACAGCAAAUGAAGCGGGCCGAUUAAUUGAAUGAUUUUCCUUUCACUUUCUCUGAAGAAGCUACGCUUCGUAUAAGUGAAAAGGAAGAGAGCAGGUGCUCCUUCUUGAACACAAGGGGCAUUCAUGGAGUGGGAGUGUGGAAGUGUGAAUGUACUUGUGGGGCAUUGUCUGCUUCCUUGGAUUAUGCCAGGUUUCUUUCAUCUUUUGCUUUUCUGUGAUGUAGUGAUUGUGCACAUGUGUUAGCCCAUGUGUUUUGUGAAUGUAAAUAGCCCAUGCCAUUCCCAAGUUUCUGUAUAUUUUGAGUAACCAUGCCAUUCAUGUGUUUUCUGUAUAUUUUGAGUGUUGUCUAAUCUGCAAUUUGAAUAGAAAACAUUUGCAUUU
Rubroshorea leprosula is the source of this 820-nucleotide messenger RNA. The record is from the annotation of a GenBank genome assembly. Lineage: Eukaryota; Viridiplantae; Streptophyta; Magnoliopsida; Malvales; Dipterocarpaceae.